Marchantia polymorpha subsp. ruderalis is the source of this 921-nucleotide messenger RNA. The record is from the annotation of a GenBank genome assembly. NCBI's taxonomy places the organism in Eukaryota, Viridiplantae, Streptophyta, Marchantiopsida, Marchantiales, Marchantiaceae.
AGGAGCGCGCUGACGAGUUGCUGCGGACUGUGGCUGCCUCCCCCUGUUGGUAUUGGCUCGAUCCUGUUGCUGCUGUUUACUGACGAAAGAGGUGGACACUACCUGAGAUUGGAAGUGAGAAGCGAGAAUGCAUGCGCUUGCCCAGUCUGAACGGACUUCAAGCUCACUGAUGAGAAGAAAUUGGACAACCAGCGGGACACAAUAUUAGAAGCAACCUUAGGACGUGUACAUGGAUCGGGAGAGAGCAGCGCAAAGAAACUUAACCUGAGGCACGUCUUUCUUGAAAGAGCGCAAGUGUCUCUACGUCCAUGUACCCUCGUAGAGAAGGAUGCCGACCCCAAAAUAUGUCUGUGACUACUGUGACAAAACAUUUCAUGAUACACCAGCUUCUCGCAAGCGACACAUGCAAGGAAUAACGCAUCAACGAGCUGUGAAAGCUUGGUAUGAUUCCUUCAGAGAUAAAGAUCAAGGUGGAAACCGUGGAGUUUGCGCAUAUUUCCAGCGAACGGGCACAUGCAAUUAUGGAUCGAAUUGUCAGUACGCGCAUAUAACACAUUCAGGUCCUUCUUAUGCAGCAGCCGGGAUGUCAGUGUCAAACAUUUCUCAAAGUGACUUGGGGCCUUCUCCAACGAAUGCAGCGCAUGGGGCGCCCUCAGCUACUUCCGCAUCUGUUCCUGUAAGCAGAGUUGCUGAGAACAAACUUCCUCCCUCUCUACAACCUCCGCCAGAAGAUGGUUAUCCAUCUCUACCUUUCGUAGAUUGGGGUUAGUGAUUUAGAGAAGCCAAAGUACGUAUUGACACAACAUCUCACAUGCUUUCUCGCUUUCCUUAGACUUUCGAAGUGAAAUUUUGCAGUCCCAGGUUUAAAGCUUAGCAAAUAUCACAAAUUUAUCACUCGAAACUCUCGAACGGAACGAAAAU